UCACUGGGUCCCGGCUGGAUAUUCCCCGCCGGCACCUGGUGAUCGCCAAGGAACACUGACAGGGGAGAGGUCUGUAUGAUUCUGCUUUGUAUUGCUCUGCACAGCAGUGCAAUACAAAGCAGCGUGCUUACACAGUAAAACACACACAGGCCACAUAGUAAAUACAACACAGGACAUGGUCAACCCUUGCCCCAGAUGUUAACCGCUUCCUGCCUAGUGUCAUUAGUACAGUGUCAGUGCUUUUUAUUAGCACUGAUCACUGUAUUAGUGUCAUUGGGAUGUCAGUGGCAGUUAGUUAGUUCCCCCCCAGUAUCAGAAUGCCUGCUACAGUCCCGCUAU
This is a messenger RNA of Staurois parvus, 339 nucleotides long. Lineage: Eukaryota; Metazoa; Chordata; Amphibia; Anura; Ranidae. The record is from the annotation of a GenBank genome assembly.